This is a messenger RNA of Striga hermonthica, 516 nucleotides long. The record is from the annotation of a GenBank genome assembly. Lineage: Eukaryota; Viridiplantae; Streptophyta; Magnoliopsida; Lamiales; Orobanchaceae.
AUGGCAUUUACAAGCAGCCUGAUCACUAAGCUCCAAGCGGCCAACAAGCUCGCUUUCAUCCUUCCGAAACCUCGCGCCUCCACGGCCUUCUUUCCUGUUUCCACCAAACCGAAUUUCGGCCGUGCAAACAGGCGUUAUGGAGCCAUGGCGUACGAUGAAGCUGGUGAGGCGGCCAAACAAGGCCGUGAGGCGGCCAAGAAAGGCGUAGAUGCCGCCAAGAAGGGUGGCCAGCAAGUGAAGAAAGAGGCUGCCUCAGCCAUGAAUAAUGCCGGCGAGAAAAUAGAGGACAUCGCCGGGAAGGUGCCGGGGACCGCCCAGGAGGCCGCCGGCAAAGCGAAGCAGACGGCGGCCGACGCUGCCGAAAAAGUGAAGCAGACAGCGCAGGACGCGUGGGGGACCGUUAAAGACACCGCACACAACAUCAAAGAGACGGUGGUUGGCAAGGCGGAGGCCGCCGCCGACUCUGCUAAAAACGCCGCUGGAGAAGCGAAAACCACCAUCCACUCCCAGAAAUGA